Biomphalaria glabrata is the source of this 3868-nucleotide messenger RNA. Its product is annotated as RNA polymerase-associated protein CTR9 homolog. Gene Ontology annotation, biological process: regulation of DNA-templated transcription. The transcript is spliced from 24 exons. Gene Ontology annotation, molecular function: RNA polymerase II complex binding. Gene Ontology annotation, cellular component: Cdc73/Paf1 complex. NCBI's taxonomy places the organism in Eukaryota, Metazoa, Mollusca, Gastropoda, Planorbidae. The coding region runs from base 54 to 3599 and encodes 1181 amino acids. The record is from RefSeq and is a predicted model, not a curated record.
UAGGCUAUUUUUAAGUAUUUUUUUUAGGAUGUUUUUUUUCUAGAUGCACCAAGAUGGCAUCUUCGUCUAGUGGUGGAUCUAUUGAGAUCCCUCUUAGGGAUACAGAUGAGGUAAUAGAGUUAGACUUUGAUCAGUUACCUGAAGGAGAAGAAGUAUUGAGUAUUCUGCGUCAGGAAGCUGCUCCACUGCACAUAUGGGUUACUCUAGCUUUGGAGUAUUGGAAACAGAGUAAACCAGAAGACUUUGUCAAAAUUUUGGAAGCCUCCCGUACAGAUGCAAGCUUAGACUAUGCCAAUUUUGAGAAAGACCAGAUGCGCUCUCUGGACACGCUGGCGGCUUACUAUGUACAGCAAGCACACAAAGAGAAAAACAAAGAUAAGAAAAGGGAACUCUUCAUGAAGGCUACUUUACUGUACACUACUGCUGAUAGGAUCAUCAUGUACGACCAAAAUCAUUUACUUGGUCGUGCCUACUUCUGCUUGUUAGAAGGUGAUAAGAUGGAUCAGGCAGACGCUCAGUUUAACUUUGUCUUGAAUCAGUCCAGCAACAAUAUCCCAUCAUUACUGGGUAAAGCCUGCAUUGCUUUUAACAAGAAAGACUACAGAGGUGCACUGGCCUACUAUAAGAAAGCUCUGCGAACUAACCCUACCUGCCCAGCUUCAGUCAGGCUUGGGAUGGGUCACUGCUUUGUAAAACUCAAUCGUCUCAAUAAAGCUAGAAUGGCCUUUGAGAGAGCUCUCCAGCUUGACCCCAAUUGUGUUGGUGCUCUUGUUGGUCUGGCCAUAUUGGAGCUCAACUCUAAAACGCAAGAAUCUAUCAAGAAUGGUGUGCAGCUGUUGUCUAAGGCCUACACAAUUGAUUCCUCAAACCCUAUGGUUCUAAAUCAUCUUGCCAACCAUUUCUUCUAUAAAAAGGAUUACCAAAAAGUUCAACAUUUAGCUCUUCAUGCUUUCCACAACACAGAGAAUGAAGCAAUGAGAGCUGAGAGUACCUACCAACUAGCCAGGGCUUUUCAUGUUCAGGAGGACUAUGACCAGGCUUUCCAGUAUUACUAUCAGUCCACUCAGUUUGCUCCUGCCAACUUUGUCCUGCCAUUUUUUGGUUUGGGUCAGAUGUAUAUAUUCAGAGGAGACAGUGAAAAUGCUGCUCAAUGUUUUGAAAAAGUUCUUAAAGCCCAACCUGGCAACUAUGAAACUAUGAAAAUUUUGGGAUCUUUGUAUGCCAAUCAUUCAGACCAAGAGAAACGAGACAUUGCCAGGCAACAUAUGAAAAAAGUCACAGAGCAGUUCCCUGAUGAUGUAGAAGCCUGGAUUGAACUGGCUCAGAUCAUGGAGCAGACAGAUGUGCAAGGUGCUUUAUCAGCCUAUGGCACAGCUACUCGAAUCUUGAAAGAGAAAGUAGAAGCUGAUAUUCCCCCUGAGAUUCUGAACAAUGUGGCAGCUCUACACUUUAGACUGGGCAACUUUGAGGAUGCUAGGAAAUACUAUGAAGCCUCCCUGGAGCGGUCAAAGACAGAUGCCCAACAUGAUGAGACCUAUUAUAGUGCUAUCUCUGUGACCACGACCUACAAUCUGGCUCGUCUGUAUGAGGCACUGCAUGAGUAUGACAAGGCUGAUAAAUUUUAUAGGAACAUCUUGAGAGAUCACCCUAACUAUGUUGAUUGCUACUUGCGACUUGGCUGUAUGGCUAGAGAUAGAGGACAGAUAUAUGAGGCUUCAGAUUGGUUCAAAGAAGCACUGCAGAUUAAUCAAGACCAUCCUGAUGCCUGGUCACUGAUUGGUAAUCUCCAUUUAGUUAAGCAAGAGUGGGGACCUGGGCAGAAGAAAUUUGAACGAAUCUUGCAGCGUCAAGCCACGAAGGAUGAUGCUUACUCCCUUAUUGCCCUGGGAAAUGUCUGGCUUCAGACUCUACAUCAGCCAAUGAGAGACAGAGAAAAGGAAAAACGUCACCAAGACAGAGCACUGGCUAUGUACAAACAAGUUCUAAGAAAUGACCCAAGAAACAUUUGGGCUGCUAAUGGUAUAGGAUGUGUCUUGGCCCACAAGGGCUGCAUCAAUGAAAGCCGAGAUGUUUUUGCCCAAGUUCGUGAAGCCACUGCUGAUUUUUGUGACGUUUGGCUAAACAUUGCUCACAUCUAUGUUGAACAGAAACAGUAUGUUGCAGCUGUUCAGAUGUACGAAAACUGCCUGAAAAAGUUUUUCAAGUGUCACAACAUGGAAGUGAUGAUGUACCUGGCCAGAGCUUAUUUUAAAUGUGGAAAACUGGCAGAAUGUAAACAGACUUUAUUAAAAGCCCGUCAUGUAGCCCCUAACGACACAGUACUGUUGUACAAUAUAGCUUUGGUGCAACAGAAACUGGCCACAAUGAUCCUCAAAGAUGAAAAGAGUAACUUGAAGAAAGUCUUGAUAGCUGUGAGAGAUCUGGAGCUGGCUCACAGAUACUUUACCUAUCUAGGUCAACAUGGUGACAGAAUGAAGUUUGACUUGGCUCAAGCUGCUGCUGAAGCUCAACAAUGUUCUGACUUGUUGAGUCAGGCUCAGUACCAUGUAGCCAGAGCUAGAAAGAUUGAUGAGGAGGAGAAAGAGAUCAGGAAGAGACAGGAAGAGGAGAUGGAGGCAAUCAAACAGAAACAACUCAGUGAACAGCUUGAGAAACUGAAGCAGAAAGAAGAACUGGAGAAGAAGAUGUUGGAACAGAGAGCUGUGUUUGUGGAGAAAGCCAAGAAAAUCAACUUGGAGCCAGAGCCAGAGGACAGACCACGCAAGUCUGGUGGCAAGAGGUCCAAAAGAGCAGAGGAUGGUGAAAUCUUGUCUGAAGGAAGUGAAGAUGACAGGCCUAGGAAGAAAAAGAAGAAGAGGUCUUCCAGUAUGUCUGGGGAAGAGGAGGAGGAAGGAGGAGAGAAGAGGAAAAAGAAGAAGACUAAGAGGAGAUCAAAGAAAGAUGAUUUUGUCAAUGACAGCGAUGAUGAGAAUGAUGACAGAGGCGACCGUAAGAGGCGCAAGAAAGGUAGAGGAGAAAAGAAGAAAAAGCAGAAAGACGAGGAUGAUGGGCUGACGGCCAAACAGAGACGUAAAAUUGUCUCCAAAGCUGUCAUCUCCUCUAGUGAAGGCUCUGACUCAGACACCAGGAAGAAGAGAUUGGAAAGCAGUGGAAGUGAACGGGAAGAGGUCGGUGUUCGAAGGCGAAGAAUUCUGGGAAGUGAUAGUGAAGAUGGUGGAGGUAGUAGAAAAUCUGGCUCUGAAUCAAACAGAAGUCGUUCAAGAUCUAGGUCAGGCUCAGAGAGAAAAUCCAAGUCAAGAUCUCGAUCCAAGUCAGGUUCUCGGUCCAAGUCUAGAUCUGUGUCUAGGUCAAGGUCACGUUCCAAAUCAAGGUCUAGAUCUAAGUCCAGAUCACGUUCCAAAUCUGCUGGAAGCAACAGAUCUAGAUCAAGAAGUGGCUCACGGUCUGGGGGAGAAGGAAAUAAAUCUGGGUCAGAGGCUGGCAGGUCACCUCCCAGGUCUAAUGCUGGGUCAGAUGCUGAGGGCAGUGACAGGGCAGCAAAGUCAGGUAGUGAACGUGGAGGUGGCAGUGAAGCUGGCUCUGGCGAUGAAAGAGAUUAGAGAGUCAAUGAAAACUUUUUUUUUUGUAUUGCUUGUAACUGUCGUUUUAACUUUGUCUUUAAGUUGUUGUUUUUUUUUGUUCAAAAGUAUACAGUUUUAGAGUAAAUAAAUUUUACCCGUAUAAAUAAUAAACCAGGUGGAUUUGUGGUCCCUAUUUGUUGUUUGUUCCAUAUAUGACUGGAAAUACUAGUAUUGGCUUGAAGAUUGUACACUGUUUUUGUUGAUGAUUGUAAAUUGACUGACCAAGUUUAAUAAACAGUUGAUAUCUA